AGAGGGCGAGGAUGAAGAUCAUCGAGAAGAUCCGUGCCAAGGAAGAGGCCAAUGAGAAGUACUUCUCACUUGAGUUCUUCCCUCCCCGCACUGAUGCUGGUUGUGCCAACCUACUCGCACGGCUGCAGCGGAUGUCGCAGCUUGGCCCGCUGUUCUUGGACAUCACAUGGGGCGCAGGUGGCAAGACUGCGCAGCGGACGCAGGUCAUCGCCCAGGGCGCCCAGUCGUACGUAGGCGUGGAGACGAUGAUGCAUCUGACAUGCACCAACCAGUCGGUUGAGUCGGUCAAGGAGGCGCUGAAGGAGGCGCGCAAGGCCGGGAUCCAGAACAUUCUCGCGCUGCGCGGAGACCCGGCUGACGGGAGCGAGGAGUGGACGGCGGCAGACACACAGCUGCGGUACGCAGCCGACCUGGUGCGGCUCAUCCGCGAGGAGCACGGCGACUACUUUGGCAUUGCCGUCGCCGGCUACCCGUCGGGCCACCCCGAGGCCGAGUCGUACGAGGCCGAUCUGGACAACCUCAAGGCCAAGGUCGACGCUGGUGCCGACUUUGUGGUGACGCAGCUCUUCUUUGACGCCGCCAUCUUUCUCAAGUUCCGCGACGACUGUGUCGCCCGCGGCAUCAACGUGCCCAUCGUUCCGGGCCUCUUGCCCAUCCAGUCGUACGCCUCGCUGCGGCACCUCUCCAAGAUGGCAUCCACGCCCAUCCCGGUCGAGAUCACCGAAGCCGUCGAGGCGGUGAAGAACGACGACCGCGCUGUCCGUGACUUUGGCGUGACCAAGGCAGUCGAAAUGAUCCAGGAGCUGUGGGCCGGCGGCGUGUCGGGCGUCCACUUUUACACCCUCAACCGUGAGGUCGCCACCUCGCAGAUUGUCGAGGCCCUCGAGCUUGUCUGCCCGCCGCCGCGCGAGCUGCCGUGGAAGUGCAUCAACACUGUGCCGAAGCGCGCCGUCGAGGACGUGCGGCCCAUCUUCUGGUCGAACCGGCCCGAAUCGUACCUGCUGCGGACGUCCGAGUGGGACGACUUUCCCAACGGGCGGUGGGGCGACUCCUCGUCGCCUGCCUUUGGCGAGAUCUCCGACUACCACCUCUUCCACCUCGAGCCUGCCUUCAAGGUCGACGAGCACCGCGCCAUGUGGGGCGAGGCGCCCAAGACCAUCGCCGACCUCGCUGCCGUCUUUGUCGCCUUUUGCGAGGGCCGCAUCCGUGCCCUGCCGUGGAUCUCGGACGCGCUCGCCGACGAGACCACCGUCAUUGCUGACGACCUCAUUGCCCUCAACCGCGCCGGCGUCUUUACCAUCAACUCGCAGCCGGCUGUUAACGGCCUCUCGUCCGACGACCCCGUCCACGGCUGGGGCGGCUCGGGCGGAUAUGUCUACCAGAAGGCCUACAUUGAGGCAUUUGUCUCGCCCACCGUCCUCGCCGCCCUCGAGGCCCUCAUGCCCAAGUACCCGACGCUCCAGUACCAUGCCCUCAACGCCGCCUCGGACGACCUGCACACCAACGUCAAGACCCAGGGCGCCGUCGCCGUCACAUGGGGCGUCUUCCCGGCCAAGGAGAUCAUCCAGCCGACCGUCGUCGACGUCGACGCCUUCUACCAGUGGAAGGAUGAGGCCUUUAAGCUCUGGCUCUCGCGCUGGAAGCGCCUCUACGCCGAUGGCUCGCCCUCGGCCGCUCUCAUCCAGUCGGUCCACGACAACUACUACCUCAUCAACAUUGUCGACAACGACUACGUCAACGGCGACAUCUUUGCCGUCUUCCGCGAGCUUCUCACUCCAGACGCGCUCGCUGCUGCACCGUCCAGCUAAGCUGCAUCUGAUCGUGUAAACACAGCCGCUCUUGCCA
Thecamonas trahens ATCC 50062 is the source of this 1845-nucleotide messenger RNA. RefSeq names its product methylenetetrahydrofolate reductase. Gene Ontology annotation, cellular component: cytosol. Gene Ontology annotation, biological process: tetrahydrofolate interconversion. Bases 12 to 1808 code for a protein of 598 amino acids. Gene Ontology annotation, molecular function: methylenetetrahydrofolate reductase [NAD(P)H] activity; FAD binding. Lineage: Eukaryota; Apusomonadida; Apusomonadidae. The record is from RefSeq and is a predicted model, not a curated record. The transcript has 2 exons.